AUGGAACCUGAGAACAAUCCUUCGAUCCAGAGGAGGGAGAGUGAGGACGUGUUUCCUGAGAACAUCGUCAGCCACAGAGUAGAGUCGGCAAGGCGGUCCGAGGCGUUUUCUCCCGCGUUCCUGUCGCCCAGGAUGUGGAACGAGGAGGACAUGUUGCUGCCUCCGUCCUCGGAGGUCCCGAAGAGGCCGGUUAUCAGAGACAGAGACUCCCAAGACAAGGGUUGCUUCGGGCUGUACACUUUCAUCAUGGUCUUGUUCUUGAUCCAAGGCAUCGCGGCCAUCCUUGGAGCAAACUACCAGCUUCCGCACGAGUUCGAGCUGUGCGAGGCGAGGCUCGCUCAGGAGAAGGUGGCUGUGGCACGGGACAUACCGGAAGCAGAGGUCAUUCAGCAUGCGCUUGAAGGGCGCCAUGAGAACUUUCAGACGGGAGGGAAAAGGCUUGCGAGGUUGAAGGUGGUGAAGAAGUCUCACGCCAACUGGGAUCCAUGGUCUCACAGGCUGCGCUCUGUCGCCGGGAAGCAGCUCGCUGAAGAGCCUGGCUCCUUCCAGGUGUCUCAUGGACAUGCGAGGAAGCUCUUGAGCAGCAACAUGCUUCCACAGAGUUUAAAGCAGUUGCUCAAAGACAUAAAACUGCAGGCUAGUACUGGACUUCCCUCUCACGCCCUGCGGAAUGGAACAAGUCUUGCACAAAGCAAUUCCACGAGUCAUGGUGAAUCAAAUUCGACAAAGAAGGAGAAGGAGCAAAAUUCAGAGGAAGGCGAUUUCCAAGACGAUCUGAGCCCCGAGCAAGUCUUGGAGAACGCUUACAAAAGAGUUCGGAACGCUUCCGGGAUAGUUGCCUUGCUUGCUUUCUCUUCCAUAGUCUUUGGUGCGAUCUGGGUGCUCCUGUUGGGAAGAUUCACAACCGCAUUUGUCUAUAUAACAUUGUCGGCGCUGCCGAUUGCGUUGUUUUGUUCUGCGAUAUCUCUUUUCUUGCUCGGGGUUCAUAUGGUGUGGCCUAUCACCCUACUUGUUGUGAUGACUCUCUCGCUGGCAAUCAUUUACCUGGUGAAGGAGCGAAUAGCUUUCACUGCUGCACUCCUGACGUGCGCUAGCAAGGCCCUCGUUGAGAACUACUCGGUGCUUGUCAUAUCUAUAUUUUUAUCUUUGAUUCAGGUGAUGUGGUUGGGAGCUUGCUUCCUCUUCAUCGCAUUGUCGUUCAUGUCGGGGGUUGCUGUGAGGGCCAAGCUUCCCAACGGUGAGCAGCGCUGUGAGUGGCAAACGGAUGGCUGGGCGUACGUUGGGAUGGGCUUCAUCUCUGUGGUCCUGCUAUGGACGAACUCGAUUCUCGAGGAGGUCAAACGUUACACAGUCUGCGGGGCCAUCGGUCUUUGGUACUUCGCUGAGAUGCCCAAGAGGCGAGGGAAUGAAAGCAGUAGAAUGCGAGACUCCUCAAGCACUUCCUUCGGCUCCAUCUGCUUCUCGGCCUUGGUGUCGUCCUUCUGCGAGACUCUCAAGCUUAUCUUCCAACCCCGAGGCCUGACCGAGAGCAGCUUGCCGGGAAAGCGCAAGUCGAGGAGCAGCAGCAGCGUGCAGGAGUCGGUCUGGUUCUGCCUCGAGGACGUGAUUGGCUUCGUCAACCGAUUCGCCGUCCCUCUCAUGGCAAUCUCUGGCUAUCCUUUCUGCCACUCUGCCAAGGUCACCAGUCUUCUCCUACACCGCAAUCACCUCGCUGCCCUGGUAGCAGACGUGUCUCCGGCCGUUAUCCUGAGGACCGGCGCUCUCGUGGUGGCGCUCUGCGCAGCUCUGACAGGGUGGCUGCUGUCCAACGCCUAUGUCGAGUGGGCGGUGCUGCAGCGGGGGCAGCUGAGGAUAGUGCAUCUCAUCGUUGCGAGGUUCGUGUUCGUUACCUCCUUCUGUAUCUCGUCGCUGGUGCUCAACUUCUUCGCCUCGGUGCUGCUCGACGCCAUGGACGCCAUGUUCCUCCUGUACGCCAUGGACCGCGACCACCGCACCAUGAUGCCUCGGGGAGAGGAGCUGCACAACCUGCUCUCGCAGCAGCAGAUCGGCAGGCCGAUCUCUGGGGUUCACUACACUCCGCGAGGAUGGACGUUUCUUCCUUCCCAGCCCAACACAAGCAGGCAGGAGAACUUCUCUGUGAUAAGGAGCAGCUCAAGCUCUAGGGGCUCUAGGAACAGCAGAGGAGAGGAAGAGGAGCCGUCUGCUCCAGCAGAGGGGCAGGAAGAGGGCACCCUUGUCUGA
Molecule: messenger RNA, 2241 nt
Organism: Guillardia theta CCMP2712
Lineage: Eukaryota; Cryptophyceae; Pyrenomonadales; Geminigeraceae
Exons: 5
Coding region: 1-2241 (746 amino acids)
Biological process (GO): transmembrane transport
Cellular component (GO): membrane
Molecular function (GO): transmembrane transporter activity
Source: RefSeq, a predicted model, not a curated record